Pseudovirgaria hyperparasitica is the source of this 3825-nucleotide messenger RNA. Its product is annotated as CNH-domain-containing protein. The transcript has 3 exons. Lineage: Eukaryota; Fungi; Ascomycota; Dothideomycetes; Acrospermales; Acrospermaceae. Gene Ontology annotation, molecular function: guanyl-nucleotide exchange factor activity. The record is from RefSeq and is a predicted model, not a curated record. The coding region runs from base 109 to 3699 and encodes 1196 amino acids. Gene Ontology annotation, biological process: intracellular signal transduction.
UCACGCACAACCACAACGAGAAGUGUUGGGUAACUCCUAGGAUAUCAACAUCCCAUACUCACGAAUGUUUGGUUUUUGAACAUCCUGUCGGCAGACGGACGGACUUCUAUGGCAGACUUUAGCUCUCAGCAAGGGAGAGACUACGGCCGACCGCCAAACCAUGGCCACACCUCGAAUCACCAACGAGAUGCCGCGUACGCAAACAUAUUCGGAGCACCUCCACCAGGAAGGGCUCAGACUAUGGGUGGACCACAGAUGUCGCAAGAUGGAAGGUCGCGAACUAUGACCGCAGAUAUGAUGCCACGAGCACCCCCCGCCCGACAGCCCAUGCCCCCGAUGUCGAACGGGUAUCCACCACAACAGCAGAGUAACCACCAGCAGCAUCAUGCAGCUCCAAAUUUCAGUCGUGCGCAGACAAAUACGUUCAAUCAUCCAUCGCAACGCCCACACAUGAUUCAAGCACAUUCGAUGCAACAACGAGCACCACCUGCGCAACAGCAAUACCCACAGCCUAUUCGGACAGAUCGCCGACCAUAUGGUCAACCACAGCGCCUAGAUGAACGUGCCCCUUCACUAACUUCCAGCACUAAGCCAAUGCCCAACAGGUAUCCUGGCGGCCCUCCAGCUCCAGCAAUGAGCAAUGAUGGGUUCAGGACACAAUCCUUGGCGACCGGCCAGCGCCCCCCGUAUCAAGGCCCAAUGGCACCUGCAAAUGCCUUCCGUCAAGCCCCAUACAUGAACCACACGGCGAGCACAACGCAGUAUGGUCGAGUCAUACCACAGCGUCCAGAGGAUGAACGGACCAUGUCCAUGAGUUCGUACGGCCGGGAGGCAAACAAUGCCGUGCAGCAGACGAACAGUGGACGCAUCAUACCGACCAGAAGACGGGAAUCCAGCAAUACGGACGACUACCCAGUGGAGCAGCAGGACCAAUCAAGCACGUGGAGUGCAUCUUCGACUUCAACUGUCAAGGUCCGGUCUCCCAGCCAAAGUAGCAUACCGCCUUCGCGUACCAUGUCGAUGGCCUCGACUAUAGGAGACAGAACUGACACCAUGACAUCUCGACCAUCGGGCUCAAAGACAAACUCACAGGCAUUGAUGGUGUCCCAAAGACGGUCACCUCUAGUAUACCCCGCGCUAUUAUCUAGAGUCGCCCAGACUUUUCGCGAUCGCAUUGGGGUGAACGACCAGGAGAAGGACGGUCUUGUCUACAAAAAUGGUUUCACUGGCGCCGAGGCUGUUGACUUGAUAUCUUACAUUAUCAAGACUACCGACCGAAAUCUUGCCUUACUGCUAGGCCGAUCGCUCGAUGCGCAAAAGUUCUUUCACGAUGUCACUUAUGCACACAGGCUACGAGAUUCCAGUAACGAGAUCUACGAGUUUCGCGAAACCGUCAUCGAGGACGACACAGACGUCAAUGGAGUGUUCACUUUGCUCACUGAGUGCUAUUCGCCGACAUGUACUCGUGAUCAGCUCUGUUACUCGAUCGCAUGCCCAAGACGACUCGAGCAGCAGGCUCGUUUGAACAUGAAACCGUUGCCAGGAUUGAGGAAAGAGGAUUCCAGUGCCAGUCUACACGAAGAUGCAAAUGAUGAGCAAAAACUUUGGAUCAAUACUGUAUCGAAGGAGGUUGCAGACAGCAUCGACGACAAGGAAAAGAAACGCCAAGAAGUCAUUUCCGAGAUUAUGUACACCGAACGUGACUUUGUCAAGGAUUUGGAAUACCUUAGGGACUUCUGGAUGAAACCUCUUCGAAAUCCAGCCACGUCUCCUGUACCAGAGCAUCGCAGAGAGAAGUUUGUGCGAACUGUCUUCUCGAACUGUCAGGAAGUCUACAUGGUCAACUCGCGCAUGGCGGAAUCUCUGACACGCCGUCAGCAACAGAGCCCUGUCGUUCGAAAUGUAGGUGACAUUUUCCUGGACUAUGUUCCUCACUUCAGUCCUUUCAUCAAGUAUGGUGCAAACCAACUUUUUGGAAAGUACGAAUUUGAGCACGAAAAACGGACAAAUGUUCACUUCUCCAAAUUUGUGGAUGAAGUCGAACGAAUGAAGGAAUCACGCAAACUAGAACUCAAUGGCUACCUCACUAAGCCCACAACGAGGUUGGCAAGAUACCCGCUACUACUGGAGAACGUCGCGAAAUACACUGCAGAUGACAAUCCAGACAAGCAAGAUAUUCCAAAGGCCAUAGCCAUGAUCAGGGAUUUCCUGUCCAAGGUCAACACCGAAUCAGGGAAGGCAGAAAAUCACUUCAACUUGAUGCAGCUCAGCCGAGAUCUCAAGUGGCGCAACGGCGAAUUCGUAGAUCUCAAGCUCACAGAGGAGAAUCGUCGAAUUGUAUUCAAGGCCCAACUGAAGCGCAGUCCGACAGACGCCCAAGGAGACAUUGCGGCCUACCUCUUCGACCACGCCGUCCUUCUUGUCAAGGUCAAAACCGUCAAUAAGAGAGAAGAACAACGCGUACACCGCAAACCGAUCCCUCUCGAGCUUUUGGUCAUUGGUCAAAUGGAGGAGUUCCUUCCCAAAAUAGGCAUUGCGAAACGCCCAUCUUCUAGUCUCAUCCCAGGUACUCGUACCAAUACUAUGACAGGCCAGAGACCAGAUGCAAAGCAGCAAGGUUUCCCAAUCACUUUCAAACAUCUUGGCAAAGGCGGAUAUGACAUCACACUGUACUGCAGCAGUCAGAUCCAGCAGCAAAAGUGGAUGGAACAUAUCGAAGCACAACAACGUAAUGUCAGGGAACGAAGCAACAUUUAUGUGCACUUGAAACUGAAUGAAGGCUUCUUCAACUCGACGAACAGAGUGAACUGCUGUGUGCCUAUAGAUGGCGGCCGAAAACUGGUGUACGGGACCGAUUUCGGCAUUUACGUUUCAGACCGCAAGCCCAAAGAUGCAUCAUUCAAGCCGCGACGUGUCUUGGACUGCAAAUCUGUCACGCAGAUAGACGUCCUGGAGAACUACUCGAUUCUUCUGGUAUUGAGUGACAAGACCUUGUAUUCGUAUUCCACGGACGCGCUCGAAUCCGACGAUGCAUUGAAUAAGCGCGCACGAAAGAUUUGCCAUGCCAACCUCUUUAAGAUUGGUGUAUGCAACGGCGCACAGCUCGUAUGCUGUGUCAGAACCUCAGCUCUUUCGACGACAGUCAAGGUCUACGAACCAAUGGAGAACAUGAUAAAGAAGCAAAAGAAGUCUGGGUUUGCCAAGAUGCUAACGGGUGGUCAAGAUGUUCUUAAGCCGUACAAGGAGCUUUACAUCCCCUCGGAAGCCAGUUCCAUUCACUUCUUGCGAUCAAAGCUGUGUAUUGGCUGCGCUCGUGGCUUUGAAGUCGUCAGUCUUGAAACAUUGGAGACCCAGUCUCUACUGGAUCAAGCAGACACAUCGCUUGACUUUGUUUCUCAACGAGAGAACAUGAAACCGAUCCACAUUGAAAGGCUACAGAGUGAAUUCUUGUUGUCCUACAUGGACUACUCAUUCUUCGUGAAUCGCAAUGGCUGGCGCACUCGACCAGAUUGGCAGAUCGUAUGGGAGGGCAAUCCGCAAGCCUUUGCCAUUUUCGGUUCCUACAUCCUGGCUUUCGAGCCUAGUUUUAUUGAGAUACGGCAUUUGGAGAGUGGUGCGCUGGUGCACAUAGUGACGGCGAAGAACAUUAGGAUGCUGCAUUAUUCCACCAGAGAGGUCUGUGAUUCUCUACGCCCAUGAAGACGAGGUCGGAGAAGACGUAAUCGUUAGCAUGGAUUUCUGGAGCCGGCCACAAAGUCCGCCUGCGCGUCAACAAGGUUCGAUUGACAGCUCGCGAUAAACCGAGAACGUAAUGAUACCCAACAA